Molecule: messenger RNA, 1545 nt
Organism: Penicillium riverlandense
Lineage: Eukaryota; Fungi; Ascomycota; Eurotiomycetes; Eurotiales; Aspergillaceae
Product: cytochrome P450
Exons: 2
Coding region: 1-1545 (514 amino acids)
Molecular function (GO): iron ion binding; monooxygenase activity; oxidoreductase activity, acting on paired donors, with incorporation or reduction of molecular oxygen
Source: RefSeq, a predicted model, not a curated record
AUGGAAAACUCAACUGUGGGCUAUCCUUUGAAAACCUACGUCUUCUGCAUAAUUCUGGCCGCAGUCGUUCUCCGCCUCCUCACAAAUCGAUUCAAACGCGGGCUUCGAGACAUCCCUGGGCCCAUAGUGGCGAAAUACACACGGCUGUGGAAGCUGUAUAGUGUUUGGAAGGGUGAUCACCACACCGAGGCCAUUGAUCUGCAUCGAAAGUACGGAUCUCUGGUUCGCAUCGGCCCUAAGCAUGUAUCGGUCGGCGAUCCUGACGCUAUUCCUGUCAUCUAUGGCCUUAACAAGGGUUUCACCAAAACGGCUUUUUAUCCUAUCCAGUGUAUAUCGUGGAAUAAGAAGCCCCAAAUGAACCUUUUUUCCACCCGUGACGAGAAGUUCCACCGCGACCAGAAGCGACCUGUGGCCAACGCCUACAGCAUGACUUCUCUUCUUGAACUCGAGGCCUCUGUUGACUCGUGCACACAAGUCUUCAUGUCUCAGUUGAGGAAUUUCGCAGAUCGGAAAGCUUCUGUUGAUCUAGGAGCUUGGCUGCAAUACUACGCCUUUGACGUGGUGGGGGAGAUUUCCUUUGCGAAAAAGCUAGGUUUCCUAGAGGAAGGACGAGACAUUGAUGGGAUGAUUGAGGCAAUACAGGGCAUGCUAUCCUAUGCCAGCUUGUGUGGCCAGGUUCCCGAAAUGCACCCCCUGUUACUUGGAAAUCCCCUCUUUCCAAUCCUUAUGCCUAGUAUGGAGACCUGGAACCAAGUUCUUCAAUUCACUCUCAAGGCAGUAAAUUCUCGUUCAUCCUUACACCGUGAUGGUGAAUUUGACGGAUUUGAGAAAGGGGGCGCAAAGGACAUGUUGUCUAGGUGGAUGGAGAUCCACCAUUCAGAUCCCGAGAAGCUUUCUACGAGAGAUGUUAUCGUGCAUCUUUCAACGAAUGUUUUUGCUGGAUCCGAUACGACAGCCAUUGCAAUUCGAGCCGUUCUCUAUCUUCUCAUACGCCAUCCAGCGGCUAUGACGAAAGUGCAAGCCGAAAUUGACAGUGCAACAUCGAAUCAAAAGAUCAGUGACAUAGUGUCAUACCGGGAAUCCAUUACACAUCUCCCCUACCUCAGUGCAGUUCUCAAAGAGGCCAUGAGGCUACAUCCAUCUGUCGGAUUGAUCCUCGAGCGAGAAGUGCCCAAAGGAGGGAUGUCAAUUAGUGGAAAGCAAUUCCCAGGCGGAACGAUCGUCGGCAUCAAUGCGUGGGUUUUGCAUCGAAACAGUAAAAUAUUCCCUGAUCCCGAUUCGUUUGUACCCGAGCGAUGGCUCGACAGUUCUCCCGAAGCACUGAAGGAGAUGGAGAAAAGUUUUUUCACAUUCGGGGCUGGAUCGCGAACAUGCAUCGGCAAAAACAUCUCCCUUAUGGAGAUGCAUAAGAUAAUACCACAGCUGUUGCGAGAAUUCGAGAUACGACUACACAGCCCAGAGCAAGAUUGGACAACCCGGAAUGCAUGGUUUGUUCAACAGGAAGGGUUAAUCUGUGAUCUUGUGCUGAGAAAAGACAUUGCGUGA